UCACAACCUUGAAAAAAUUGUCUGCAAAAAAAAACCAAUGUACUUGUAUCUCUUAUUCCUCUAUGCUACAAGAGUUCAAAGUUGAAACCCAUUAGAGAGAGAGAAAGAGAGAGUAGGUCGAUUCCUUCCUUGAAGUGUCUAUGGCGACCCAUAUUUUUUGUCCUUGUCAAACGAAACUCAAAAAGAAAAGAACCCCUUUUGAUGAAAUAGUUGAUCCUUUUCUUUGUAAUUCAGUUUGAGAUCAAACUUAAUUCCUCUUGCUUUUACUCUUUUGUUUUAGGGACAAUUACAGGCUUAUGAAUCAUACCCACCAAAGAUUAAUUAAUAAGUUUCCAAAUUUCUUUUUCUGAAAAUAAAAUUGGGGAUUUCUUUUUUUGUGAUGAUGGAAUCCGAAAGCAUUGAAACCGUAGUAUCUUCUGAUGUGUUUGAUGAAGAUGCAAUCCCUAGCCGUUCUCACCACCAGUUCGUUUCGGUUCCAAAGUCUCAGAACGGUAGCAACAAUCCGGCCACUACCAGUGUCCACGAGCUUCUUGAAUGCCCUGUCUGCACCAAUUCAAUGUACCCUCCAAUCCACCAGUGUCACAAUGGCCAUACCCUUUGUUCCACUUGUAAAACAAGAGUUCACAAUAGAUGCCCCACGUGUAGACAAGAGCUUGGUGACAUAAGGUGUCUAGCACUAGAGAAGGUAGCUGAAUCACUUGAACUGCCUUGCAAGUACUGCUCUCAUGGUUGCCCUGAGAUAUUCCCCUACUACAGUAAACUCAAACAUGAGUCACUAUGUAAUUUCAGACCGUACAAUUGCCCAUAUGCUGGAUCAGACUGCUCUGUUGUUGGGGACAUACCUUUUCUUGUUGGUCAUCUACGAGAUUAUCAUAAGGUGGACAUGCAUUCUGGCUGCACAUUUAACCAUCGAUACGUGAAGUCUAACCCCCGCGAAGUGGAAAAUGCUACAUGGAUGUUAACUGUCUUUCACUGUUUUGGUCAGUAUUUCUGUCUCCAUUUUGAAGCCUUCCAGCUUGGGAUGGCUCCUGUUUACAUGGCGUUUUUGCGUUUCAUGGGGGAUGAGACAGAAGCACAAAACUACAGUUACAGCCUCGAGGUUGGAGGAAAUGACCGAAAGCUUAUCUGGGAGGGCAACCCUCGAAGCAUCCGGGAUAGCCACAAGAAGGUCAGAGACAGCCAUGAUGGCCUUAUAAUUCAACGAAACAUGGCACUCUUCUUUUCAGGAGGAGACAAGAAAGAACUCAAGUUGCGAGUUACAGGGCGUAUAUGGAAAGAACAGCAGAACCCAGAAAGUGGGAAUUGCAUACCACUCUGCACUUAACCUGGUCUGAAUCUCUCUCUCUCCCAUAUGUGCCAUGAACACUAAAUGUUAUUAGUGAUUCUGGACACGAUUCAUUUGUUUCAUUUACAUUGCUAUGGUAUAUAGUCUGUGAAGCUUCGAGUUUUCCUCACCUGAAAUAUGGAACUUGCCCGUACGAUGCUGUGCAAUUCCAUAUACAUAAAUAUGUAUACGCUUGUGUAUAACAGUGUGGAAGAUGAGUCAAUUUACUGUCAGUAUAAGUAGGUAGUUGAAACACAGGAAAUCUACUGACUCAGAAUAUGAGUCCAUCUUUCCAUGAAAGAAACAGAAGAAAUUUUCGUGGGCAAAACUGCCCCGUUGAAAGUAAGUUUAUUUGUGAAAAUGAUUUCUUAAUAUAAAAGAUAUCAUAUACUUCUUCGCUUCA
Molecule: messenger RNA, 1727 nt
Organism: Humulus lupulus (European hop)
Lineage: Eukaryota; Viridiplantae; Streptophyta; Magnoliopsida; Rosales; Cannabaceae
Product: E3 ubiquitin-protein ligase SINAT3
Exons: 3
Coding region: 380-1324 (314 amino acids)
Biological process (GO): ubiquitin-dependent protein catabolic process; multicellular organism development
Cellular component (GO): cytoplasm
Molecular function (GO): zinc ion binding; protein binding; ubiquitin protein ligase activity
Source: RefSeq, a predicted model, not a curated record